Molecule: messenger RNA, 771 nt
Organism: Penicillium longicatenatum
Lineage: Eukaryota; Fungi; Ascomycota; Eurotiomycetes; Eurotiales; Aspergillaceae
Product: translin
Exons: 8
Coding region: 1-771 (256 amino acids)
Biological process (GO): RNA metabolic process
Cellular component (GO): cytoplasm; nucleus
Molecular function (GO): single-stranded DNA binding; sequence-specific DNA binding; RNA binding
Source: RefSeq, a predicted model, not a curated record
AUGAUUGAUCAACGCAUUUUCGAGGAUCUCCAGACCAAGAUCGAUGAGGAGACCGCCGUUCGCGAUGAACUACACGAUAUUGUCCAGACACUUGCACGGAAAGGACGUUCUACACAGGCUAUUCUCUCAAGGGCGCACUCUACCCCGACUGACCAGAGUAUGUUUUCCCUUGCCCUGGAGUUUUUCUGGCACUGGUUACUACGGGCGUUGUUUCCUACCAGCAUCAAGUCUGUCCUUGAUGAUGCGACUGUGGCAAUCAUUGCCCAGAAGCAAGAUGUUGCCCGCCUGAAGGCUGUGGCUGACAAGCACCCAUUCUACAAGUACAACAAUGUCUGGUCGCGGGAGCUGCAGAACCUGGUCUCUUCCAUUGAGCUGUGUGCUUGGCUUGGUGGACUCCAGGAGCACAAGGGACCUGACUCCACCUCGUUCAUGACUGUCGAGGAUGUCGGAAAGUUCCUAGAGGUCCCUGUCAACCUGAAAGAGCAAGACGCCUUCCACCUGACCAUCGAAGAGUAUCUCCUGGCGCUGAUCUCCAUGGUUGAAGAACUGUCUCGUCUGGCUGUCAACUCUGUUACCCUUGGUGACUACGAACGGCCCAUGCAAAUCGGCAACUUCAUCAAGGAGCUUUUCGCUGGGUUCCAGCUGCUGAACUUGAAGAAUGAUAUCCUCCGCAAGCGUAGCGAUGGAAUCAAGUACAGCGUCAAGAAGGUUGAAGACGUUGUGUACGACCUUUCGUUGCGCAAUCUUAUUCCCAAGGGUAGCGCUGCGUGA